GCUGGGCUUCUACUGGGUCGUCGCUUCCCUGAUUCUGCCUCCCACCGUGGUUCCGCCUCUCCCGGAGCGGAGGCGGCCUUCUGGGGUCGGCGGUGGCCCUGCUGACCGCUCCUCCACAGCGCAGACCUGACGGGAUCUUCAGCAGCUCGGCUGCCACGUCUUAAAGAAUGCAAAAAUUAUAAAGGCCCUCAGCAUUACAAGUAGACUAGAAGGAAGUGGAAGAAAAAAAGAAUCUAAAGAUGAAGGCAUUUCAGAACAUCUGCAGGCAGCUGAGAAGUUCAAAGGGGUUUUCUAUAGAACCAGCCCCCCAUGUGGUUUUCUCCACUUCCUCUUCUUUGUGUGGCCGGAAGAAAAAAGUGAACCCUUAUGGAGAAGUGGACCAAGAAAAGUACUCUGAUUUGGUAAAGUCUGUCUUGUCAUUCAGAGGCCAAGCUCAGACUCCAGAAUCAUUGUUCGAGGAAGAUGCUUUACUCUAUGGACCUGUGAGUAAGUGUAAGGCCCCAAAGCAAGAUGAGGAAGCAGGAGUUCCACGAAACUGGUUUCCUCUCUUCAAUCCAGAGAAAAGCAUAAAACCAAACGUCACAAGUGAUCCUGCAAUUCCUCUGAAAAUCCCUCUGCAAAGGGGUAUGAUACCAAGUGUGACCCGAGUCCUUCAGCAGACCAUGACAGCAGAACAGAUUUUCUACUUGGAGAGAUGGAAACAGCGGAUGAUUCUGGAACUGGGAGAGGAUGGCUUCGCAGAAUAUACUUCAAACAUGUUUUUACAAGGGAAACAGUUUCAUGAAGCCUUGGAAAGCAUACUUUCACCUCAGGGGACCUUAAAAAACAGAGAUGAAAAUCUCGAAUCUGGCUACAUCCAAAGUGUCCAGCAUGUUUUGAAAGAUGUCAGUGGAGUGCGAGCUCUUGAAAGUGCUGUUCAGCAUGAGGCCCUAAAGUAUGUAGGUCUGCUGGACUGUGUGGCUGAUUAUCAGGGCAAGCUGUGUGUGAUUGAUUGGAAGACGUCGGAGAAGCCAAAACCUUUUAUCCGGAAUACGUUUGACAACCCGCUGCAAGUCGUGGCCUAUGUUGGUGCCAUAAACCACGAUGCCAACUACAGCUUUCAGGUUCGGUGUGGCUUGAUCGUGGUGGCCUACAAAGACGGGUCCCCUGCCCACCCGCACUUCAUGGACGCUGAGCUCUGUUCGCAGUACUGGGCGAAGUGGCUCCUUCGACUGGAAGAGUAUACAAAGAAGGAAAAGAACCAGAAUAUUCAGAAGCCAGAUUAGGGAGCAGGAUGCUGCGUACAGGGUCUGAGAGCUACCUUAACACUAGCAGGACUACUCAUUUGUUGAAAUUUACCGCAACCACAGAGACGAAGCUGGGAAACUUAAAGUUGAAGAGCCGGGCUUCCCCACGGGAAAGAGCGGCUGUGCUACCGCCGACCAGCAUGGCCUGAAAAGAGGGGCCGGCGGGAUUGGCACGGCGUUGGUCGCUGUGGGACCCCCACCCCCAGCGCCCCUGUAGACCUUUCUGUGUCCUGGGCAGGACGCCCAGUCCUCGCACUGAGAAAUGAAGGGUGGUGAGGCUUGGUGUGCCGCACGGCUACCCAGGGCGCACGGGAGGGAGGGGGCCCCGCGCCCCUAGGUGUGUGUGGAGGGAGAACGUCGCCCACUGCCAACCAGCUUCCUAAAACGUGUUUCAUAUAUUGGGGUCUCUACAUUUCACGUGGGGAAAAGGCUUCCCUUUAACAUUUUUGAAAAAUAUGAUUCCUUCCUUAGCUUCAAGUAAAUGCUGCUCUCUGGAAAGAUGGGGCGUGUUCACUGUAUCACUGGCAAGACCCCUUGGCCUCCCACCAUGAACCCCCAGAAGGAGCCAGGCUCCAUCUGAGAAUUGUAAAUGUAGGUGUUUUGGUAGCUGUAUUCUGGUUUGAGUCAAGGAAUCAUGUACACGGAGCAAAUGUAUUGUUUAGGGGAUUUUUCAGCUCUGGGGAACAAUAAUAACAUCUGUUUUCUGUGUUUGGUAAGUAAUGAAAACGAUUAGUGUCACUGGGCUCGGGAAACAUAAAUAAAGGCCCACUGCAGCCCUGGGGGAGGCUCCCUGUUCUACGCAGUAGGUUAGCAUUUAAGUUACUGCUGCUGCCUUAAAAUAGUAGGGUGCGACAACCACUUUUUUUUCCUUUCAUUAGCCAUUAAUUAUAAGAAAUAAAAUACAAGAUGUGAGUGAAGUAACGAG
Messenger RNA from Camelus dromedarius (Arabian camel), 2211 nucleotides. It is a transcript of the gene MGME1, whose product is annotated as mitochondrial genome maintenance exonuclease 1. Gene Ontology annotation, biological process: mitochondrial DNA replication. The record is from RefSeq and is a predicted model, not a curated record. Gene Ontology annotation, cellular component: mitochondrion. Gene Ontology annotation, molecular function: single-stranded DNA exodeoxyribonuclease activity. NCBI's taxonomy places the organism in Eukaryota, Metazoa, Chordata, Mammalia, Artiodactyla, Camelidae. The transcript is spliced from 5 exons. Bases 240 to 1265 code for a protein of 341 amino acids.